Spirodela intermedia is the source of this 1735-nucleotide messenger RNA. NCBI's taxonomy places the organism in Eukaryota, Viridiplantae, Streptophyta, Magnoliopsida, Alismatales, Araceae. The record is from the annotation of a GenBank genome assembly.
AUGAAGGCGGGAGAAUCAGAAAUUCCUCCUCCAGUCAAAUCCCCCUCCCGCCCCCUUCUCCGCCUCGAGAGUAGUCCUCUUCUCUUCUUCAGCCACAGGACGUACUUCUUUCUCAUCCUCAACCUCCCCACUGGGGUCAAGCCUGGGAAGGACACUUCGGGUACGUGGCAACACUUACGCGCAUCAAUGAGACAGUGACUCAACCAGUACAAUACAUGUACCAUGAGGUGUUUUCCUCUUGUGACGAAAUAGGCGGGCCGGGGUCGACCCGAUUGCAGAAGAACCACUAAAAUGGGCCUCCGGGCCGGCCCGCUCCAAGCUAUGAACCAAACCAACAAGCGAGGAACGAGCGGUUGCCAAGUGGCGAGCUGUCGGACGGCCACAGAAGAAGAAGAGGAUGAGGCCGUUCCUCUCGAGUUUCAGACGCCAAGGAACAGCUGAGCUGACCGAUUCCCCGGUGGUACCCGAUUCUCUCUCGGAUUCUAGAGAGAAGCUGGAGAUCCAGCUCCGCAGAGAACCACUCCUAUUAAAAAAACUCUCAGAAAACCGGAAAGUCAACGGUACAAGUUUUGGAUGUCCAAGUCGUCUUCCCUCCUGCGUCUGCGUCGUUUGGGUUAGGUAAUCAGCUCCCCCCCUCAAUCUCUACCACCCUCCGGGAAUCCCCAUGUUAGAUAUGGUGGGUGGGCUUCACAGAACCACCCCGCCGUCGCCGAUUAGAAGCUUAUUUAUGCACCGCUCCAUCGCCCAUCCAGCGGCGGCGAGUCUGCAAUUCCACCUGAAACUCCCACAUAGCGAGAGAGAGAGGGAGAGAGAGAGAGAAGAGAGAUGGAGAGACGUAGGGCGGUGACGGUGGCAGUGAUGGUAGUGGUGGUGGCGGCGGCGAUGGCGAGGAGGGAGGUGGCGGCGCAGUCGAUACUGGCGUGCACGGUGUCGAUGAUAAGCAGCUUCACGCCGUGCGUGAACUACCUGACGGGGAGCAGCAACGCGCAGCUGGCGCCGACGGCGGAGUGCUGCGGGGCGUUCGGCGGGCUGCUGAGCAGCAGCACCAGCUGCGCCUGCCAGAUCCUCACUGGCUCGAUCCCCUUCGGCCUCCCCUUCAACAGGACCCUCGCCCUCAAGCUCCCCAGCUACUGCAACUCCACCUCCAUCGACCUCUUCAAGUGCCCAGGUCAUCUCUCUCUCUCUCUCUCUCUCUCUCUCUCUCUCUCGGGGUAUAUCUCUGCAUAUUCCAGUAUAUCUCAGGUGCUGCAAUCGUCUUCUUUUGCCUGUGAUCCUUUCGGGUGGAACAGCGGCUCAGUUUCCUGCAAGUGUUCAUAGAGAAGCUGACGACCAUCAUGCUCUUUCUUUCCUCUCUCUCUCACUCAGUCCAUCUAUCUAUCGAUCGAUCAAUCUCUCUCUCUCGCUCUACUGAUAGCUUCUCGCCGGCAGGGACUCUGCCGACGACGACGACGACGCUGCCGCCGAUACCGGCCGCCGCUCCGCCGCGUAAGGGGUUCUCCGAGAUCUCCGUCUGGUUUCCACGGUGGGUCGAAUUUCCAGUUACCUGGGUUUUGCUAACUUCGUCUUAAUUCGCCCCCGCGCAGCCGUCUCGCCGCCGCCGCCUGCGAAGGUACCGGAGGCGCCGCCGCAAGCGCCGCCGUUUGUCAUACCCAGCUCCGCUUCCAAGCCCGUCGCCUACCUGGCGGGGCUUCUCGCCGGCGCCGCCGCCGGAGCUUUGUUGCUGAAGGGGUUCUAG